Messenger RNA from Brassica oleracea var. oleracea, 759 nucleotides. Its product is annotated as myb-related protein Myb4-like. Bases 1 to 759 code for a protein of 252 amino acids. The transcript has 3 exons. The record is from RefSeq and is a predicted model, not a curated record. Lineage: Eukaryota; Viridiplantae; Streptophyta; Magnoliopsida; Brassicales; Brassicaceae.
AUGUGUGUAUAUAAACAUGAAUAUCUCAAAGAUUCUCUAAAAUUAAAGACGAUGUGUGUGAUGGGGAAAAGAAGAACACCAUGCUGUGACAAUAGCCAAGUUCUGAAGAGAGGGCCAUGGAGUGAUGAAGAAAGUGAAAGACUCAAUGCUUUUAUUCUAAAACAUGGUCAUCACAACUGGAGAUCUCUUCCUAAACUAGCUGGAUUGGCGAGAUGCGGAAAGAGUUGCCGUUUAAGAUGGUUAAACUAUCUGAGACCAGGUCUCAAACGAGGCAACUUCACCAAAGAGGAGGAAGAUACCAUUAUCCACCUCCAUCAAGUUCUUGGAAACAAGUGGUCAAAAAUAGCAUCACACUUACCGGGAAGAACAGACAACGAGAUCAAGAAUGUGUGGAACACUCAUCUCAAGAAACGAUCGGUGAAGAGCAACUCAGCAUCAGAUGUUACCAACCAAGCCUCUUCAGUGUCCUCUUCUUCCUCAUCAGUCUCUACUGACGUUAUUAACAGCGAGAAGCAUAAUCAGGAAGAGGAGUUGGAAAAUAUAUUGGUGGAGCAUAUUGCAUGUGGAUUUGAGGUGAAUGCACCACAAUCACUAGAAUAUCUUUUUGAAGAUCGCCAGAUUCCUCCUCUUUCUAUAUCUAAACCGGACUCUCUAGAAAUCCAUAUGCAAUCAGAUGAUGAUUUGUGUAGCCGAAUGGUUGAACCAGGGUUAGAUGUUUACAAUGAAUGGCUCAGCUAUUUUGAUAAUCAAACUUUGUAG